Molecule: messenger RNA, 2127 nt
Organism: Drosophila melanogaster (fruit fly)
Lineage: Eukaryota; Metazoa; Arthropoda; Insecta; Diptera; Drosophilidae
Exons: 9
Coding region: 1-2127 (708 amino acids)
Molecular function (GO): acyltransferase activity, transferring groups other than amino-acyl groups
Source: RefSeq, marked reviewed
AUGGUUAAAAUUCUCAGUUUUAUUUUGCUUAGUGGGCUGGUGCUCAUCGGUGCCAUACAGUCUGAGGACAGAAGUGUCCUGGAAGAAUACCAGCGCCUGAGGAAGCUCAAACCGUUGGGUAUUGAGUUUGCCGAUUACUUUCAAAAUGUAACGCUAAAUGAUUUGAGCCUGUUUGACUCGCGAUUGCCCACACAGGCGGAUCUUCUGUGCUUAAAUGACUUAACUAAGCUUGUCUCGGCUCUUCAAGGUGGACAAUAUUGGGCAUUCAAAAUGAUUGACGCAUGGGGAGGCAUACCAUCUGGUAUUUUCACCGGUAACGUGUAUGACUUGGGAAAUUUCGACGAGUGCAUCAAUAUCAAGAAGGACAGCAUACGUGGAAAAUACUGCUUUUUAGACGUUUCACCCGCGAAAAUAUUGGGAGUUGAGAGUUCAUUAGCCGGAAUAUUGAAAAUUAAGACGGCUACAUGCUUUCCGGCUUCCUGUUCGGCCACUCACAUGAACAAGUUUGUGGAUACGAUUUUAAAAAGGAUACUGAAUGUGAGUAUACCCAGUACAGCCAUGAGUAUCAGCGAUGAUUCUUGCCAAACAGCUGAAAGCGAGCCCUGGAGUGGACUAACGAUUUUAACAAUAGUCAUACUGUCACUGAUGGGCGUAAUCGUGGCUAUAGCUACGUUGUACGAUUACUUUUUGGUCAAGAGUCAGGAUCAACUUCACACGGCUGUCAAGUUGUUUUCAGCCAGGGCCAACUCUUGUGCACUUUUCCGCAUUGUGGUAAAUCAAUCGAACCCGAAUGUAAUUGAAUGCCUUCACGGAAUUCGGUGCAUGUCCCUUUUCUGGGUGGUUUGGAUUCAUCAGUAUGAUAAUGUGUUUUCUGCGCCAAACAUUAAUCGAUUUAGAUUUCUUUCGUGGCUUCAAACGCCUUUCACAAUGUUUUUUCUGGAGGGAAAUUUUUCAGUCGAUUCAUUUUUCUUUAUCGGAGGUUUCUUGGUUUCAUUAAAUGCACUGGGAACAAUGGAAAAAAACAAUGGCAAAAUUAAUGUUCCAAGAAUGUAUAUACGCCGUUUCAUCCGCAUUUUUCCUAUUCUGGCUAUGUCUAUUCUGGUCUACACACAACUUACAGGUGUUUUGGGGGAUGGGCCACUUUUCAAGGGCGGAUAUAGUAAGAAAGCAUCAUGUGCAAAAACUUGGUACAUGACCUUGCUUUUCGUUGUUAACUUCGCAAAUGAUAUGUGCCUAGAUCAUACCUGGUAUUUGGCGGUGGACAUGCAGCUUUUCCUCAUAUCUCCUAUCCUGCUAUUUGCUCUUUAUAAAUGGGGCAAGAAGGCUGCUGCUGCUAUCGGCGUUCUAAUAGUUUUGCUAUCUGGAUGCCUGUUUGCCACCAUGAUGGUCAACCACUAUUCUAUAAAGAGUCUUGACUUUUCCUUGCAAAAGAAAACGUAUUUCUACACCCAUACUCACGCUGCUCCGUGGCUCAUUGGAUUCUUGUAUGGCUACUUUGUGUUCUUGAAUAAGGGAAGAAAGUUUAAAAUGAACUGGAUAGCGGUCUGGUCGGGAUGGAUUCUUUGCCUGGCUAUGCUCUUUACCUCGAUCUUCGCACUCUAUCCGAAACUUGAGUCGGGAAAGCCUUGGCUAAUGACCACCCUCGAAGUGUCAUCUUAUUACACCCUUACCCGUGUGGGCUGGCCCAUGGCAGUUGGUUGGGUGGUCUUUGCCUGUAUGCAAGGAUACGGCGGGAUGGCCAAUACUUUUCUCUCCUCUCCGCUGUGGCAACCUAUUUCCAAAUUAUCAUAUUCCAUCUAUAUAUGGCACAGUUUCAUCCAGGAAAUAAACAAACGAAUUGUUAGAACAAAUACGUACUUUUCGAAUUAUCAAGUGAUGCUUAAUUUCUGGUCAACCAUGGGAUUCACUGUGCUUUUUUCCUAUCUCCUGUACUUGCUAAUUGAGGCGCCUAUUGGUGGACUUGACCGCCUUUUACGCCCAAAAAAGAAAGCACCAGCAGAGAAUAAGCCGAUGACGAACUCAGACCGAGUGGGCGAAGGCCAUGGACAUGAUGUUGACUUAAGCAACCAAAGAGAACUGGAAGGUAAUGACUCAAGUGCUGACCAACUCGCUGAAAAGUCUCAAUAA